This is a messenger RNA of Hevea brasiliensis (rubber tree), 2186 nucleotides long. Its product is annotated as protein CHUP1, chloroplastic-like. Gene Ontology annotation, biological process: chloroplast organization. The record is from RefSeq and is a predicted model, not a curated record. The coding region runs from base 46 to 2037 and encodes 663 amino acids. Gene Ontology annotation, cellular component: chloroplast outer membrane. The transcript is spliced from 4 exons. Lineage: Eukaryota; Viridiplantae; Streptophyta; Magnoliopsida; Malpighiales; Euphorbiaceae.
AUUUCUUUUCUUGGCCUUGUAGAUGGAGGAUGACGAAGAAGACCUAUGAUUUACAUUUUUUUUUUCUAUGUGUAUACAAUUUCAUUACAAUUGGAGGUCCUCAUUCUCAAGAUGGUGAAAGAAAAGAACGAUAUUAGGCCUGUUUUAGUGAAAUUGAGGGUGGCUUUAGCUCUUUCUUUUACUGGAUUUCUGUAUUCUCGCAUAAAAUGCAGAAGACAUACAUGCUCCAAGCCUCCUCGCUCCCCACGCCCUCCAGUUCAUUUAAGUGAAGUUGAUGGAGAAGGAAGAGCUGCAAUGAAGAAAACGCACAGCUCAGGCAGCAUCGAGCCAGGUUCAGCAGAAAGCCAUGAAGAUACACGCAUAGUCAAGAUUGCUGCUGAUAACCCUAUGGUUCUUUCUCCAGGCUGUAGACAUGGUGGGGAAAAAGAUGGGUAUCUCUUGCCCGAAUUUAAUGAUCUCGUGAAGGAAUUUGACUGCACUGCCAUUAACACUGGGAUAUCUACGAAGAAGGACCUAGAAACACCUAGGUCAUACGUGGGAACUUCAAGAGCAAUUAAAAAUGUGGAAAAUGAUGACUAUGUGCAAGAAAUCAGACAUCUGAAUGCCACGGUAAGAAUGCUCCAAGAAAGGGAGAAGAACCUUGAGGUCCAAUUGCUUGAGUUUUGUGGCCUCAAAGAGCAAGAAACUGCCAUGAUAGAGCUGCAGAACCGUUUGAGAAUAAACAAUAUGGAAGCUAAGCUUUUCAAUCUCAAGAUUGAGUCCUUACAGGCAGAUAACCAAAGACUACAGGCACAAGUGGCUGAUCAUGCAAAAAUCAUUGCUGAUCUAGAUGCUGCAAAAGCAAAAAUUAAAUUAUUGAGGAAGAUGCUAAGGUCUGAAUCUGAGCAGAACAAGGAACGGAUCUUAACCCUUCAGAAAAGAGUAACUAGGUUGCAAGAGCGGGAACUCAAGGCUGCUGCAACUGAUUCGGAGAUUCAAUUAAAGUUACAAAAGCUGAAGGAUCUGGAGGCCAAGGCACAAGAGUUAAGGGAGUCUAACUUUAGAUUGCAUAUAGAAAAUUCUGAAUUGGCUCGUCAGUUGGAGUCCACUCAAAUUCUUGUAAAUUCUGUUCUUGAAGAUCCUGGGACAGCAGAACUAAGAGAACAUAGCAACCGACUAAGACAGGAAAAUGGAGACUUGGCAAAGCAAGUUGAGGAACUUCAAGCAGGCCGAUGUACUGAUGUUGAAGAAUUAGUCUAUCUCCAAUGGAUGAAUGCUUGCUUGAGAUAUGGGUUGCGCAAUUUUCAUCCCCCACAUGGAAAAACAGUUGCAAGAGACCUAAGCAAAUCCCUCAGUCCAGAGUCUGAGGUGAAAGCAAAACAGCUAAUACUUGAAUAUGCAAAUACUGAAGGGAUGGGGGAGAAGGGAAUUGACAUCAUGGAUUUUCAGUCUGACCAGUGGUCUUCCUCUCACACUUCCUCUACUCUAGACCCAUCGGACUUUGAUGAUUCUUCAGUUUCACCGAAAAACAACAACUCGAGCAAAAUCAAAAUUUUCAACAAGCUAAGGAGACUUAUUCGUGGAAAAGACAAUCAGCAUUGUAAUCAUGGUUCAUCAGUAUGCAAAACUGGACGAACAGAAGAUUCUGAUUCUCCACUUGGCAGUUCAAGUAUUUCAACAGCAACUGAUACUGCAAGUGAUCAGCAAUCUAAUAGAGUACAAAGUCUGUCUUCACAAUUAUCUUGGCACUCAUCUAGACCUUCUGCAGAUAUCCGAAGACUGAAGAGUGCAAAUAUGUAUGAAACAAAGGAUAUCGAAAUUGGUAGGAGAAAUAGUCACUCUGGAUCCUCUUCUGGGCAUAGGAAAUUUUUGUCAGGUAGGAUAACUGCUAGUGAUUUGUCACCAGAAAAUCAACUAGACCAAGAUCCAUAUUCCAUUGAGAAAUCUGAAUUGUUGAAGAUGGCCGAAGUUCUGAAGGACUCUAGAACAAGAAAUUUUCAUAGAAAAGCAACAUCACUUGGUUCAUUUGAGGCUUUUCGACGCACAACUUCACAAUAAUCUCACCUCAUUGCCUGUUUAUGUAUACUCCUGGUCAGUGUAAAUGCAUCAUGCCAUAGGAACGAAUUGCACAAAAUGAAGCAUUGUAAAUGAAUGAUAAAAUGUUUUUAGUUACAAGCUUAAUCAGCCAUAACACAUCUUAUACUAGA